Mizuhopecten yessoensis (Yesso scallop) is the source of this 4257-nucleotide messenger RNA. Its product is annotated as fibrillin-2-like. The transcript is spliced from 24 exons. Gene Ontology annotation, molecular function: calcium ion binding. Lineage: Eukaryota; Metazoa; Mollusca; Bivalvia; Pectinida; Pectinidae. The coding region runs from base 50 to 3898 and encodes 1282 amino acids. The record is from RefSeq and is a predicted model, not a curated record.
CUCACAACCACUACAACGAAACAGUUUUUUGUAAGUGGCUUGCUCCAAAAUGGCGACCUCAAUAUGGCUAGAGUUUCUUUUAUCCGCUCUUCUAAUGACAAUUCCAGAUGUUCCCUCCAUGGAAACUGAAGCUGCAGAAAUGCCUGUAUGCACUCCCCCUAUUGAGCUGGAGUACGGCCGAGUGGUGGUGUGGGGUGCAAACCUCCUCGUCGAGUAUAUUUGUGACGAGGGAUUCUUCGCCAACGGGGAAACCUUUGGCGCGUGCAUUACAGAUGAGGGAAGGUGGACCAUUGAGAAACCGAAAUGCGUAGCCACCGGAUGUGAUCCCCCAGAGGUGGCCCAUAACAUGAAUGUACGUCUGGACAAGAACGGUGCGGUGGCUCACUUCUCGUGUGGCCGUGGCCACUACUUGAUUGGACAGGAACAGUCUUAUUGUAACGGUCAGAACUGGACAAAACCUUUCCCGGCCUGUGUAGGGUCCUCUGUGAAGACACGCGCUGAUCCCCAGAACCGGAACCUUCCUGGCAGACAUGUGCGUGAUCCAUUGGCUUUUAAUGUUUCCGCCAUUGAUUUUGAAUCCAACCUACGAGUAAGUGACAAUACGUGUUUCCGAUACCGCUAUAAGGCACCACCGGAAAUAGAUCAUGGAACAGCCUCUCCCCGCUACCUGUAUAACACACAGAAGCGAAGAUACGUCCUCGUCACCAACUACACGUGUGAUCCUGGUUACGUCAUCGAAAAUAACAUCACGCGCUACUACUACUGUCAGAAUUACCAGUGGGUUGCUCCUGUACAACCGAAAUGUAUAAAACCGCUCGAAUCGACAGCGUGCCAGGGAAAUCGCCGUCUAUGUCACCAGAUCUGUGUGCCCGGGAUCAGGAACAGGUUCGCGUGUGACUGUUUCCGAGGAUUCCUUCUCCAUAGCAACGGGAGGGACUGCUUCGACAAAAACGAGUGUCUAUUUGACAAUGGCGGAUGCCAGCAAUUGUGUCACAAUACGUACGGAUCACGGAUCUGCACGUGCCGUGAUGGAUACCGAAAAGUGGGGACGAACUGUAUCGAUGUGAAUGAGUGUGACGACGACAGUCUGAACAAGUGCCCCGGGGAGUGUGAAAACACAGAGGGGUCAUACAGAUGCAACUGUAGCAUACCCGGGUACAUGGACAGCUGGGACGGGCGCUCGUGUUACGAUGAUAACGAGUGUACGCUGAAUUAUGGCGGUUGUGAGGAUAUUUGUAUUAAUAUGGUUGGUUCCUACUACUGCAAGUGUAGUACAAACGAGGGCUUCCAGCUGUCUAGUGACCUACACAAUUGUACAGACGUUGACGAGUGUGUGUUAUACGGGAAGAAGAUCUGUAACAACGGUCACUGCGUCAAUAGCCUGGGCUCCUUCGUCUGUAAGUGUGAUGAUGGCUUCCGGCCGGAUAAGGACCGCACCAAAUGUGAAGACAUAGAUGAGUGCAAAAUGGGAAAUGGAGGAUGUGAGGACGCAUGCGUGAACACCGUCAGUUCCUUCUACUGUGACUGCAAGGAACCUGGAUUUGAGAUCGAUUCUGGUGGCCAGAACUGUACAGACGUGGACGAGUGUAUUGACAACGCCCCGGGUUGUGAGAACGACUGCGUGAAUACCAUAGGGUCCUUCUACUGCUGGUGCCACUGGCAUGGAUACGUGGUUCACGGAAACCAACGUAACUGUACGGAAUGCAGAGACGACCAGUAUAUGAUUGAGGAGGAGAAACUGUGUGUGGACUGUCCUAAUAACUCACGAAUAGUGAGGGCCUUACCAGGAGCAGCUAACUCUCUGGAGGACUGUCAAUGUCUGCCUGGCUACCUCGGGAGUCCCGCAGAGAAAAUUCCCUGUCUAGACGUGGACGAGUGCCUGGUAGCCGAUUGUGAGUAUGAAUGCCAGAACGACGUGGGCAGCUUCACCUGUAUCUGUCCAGACGGAUUCUACCUGAUGAAGGACGGCACAAACUGCACAGAUAUAGACGAAUGCGAACAGGACAACGGUGGCUGUAACGUAACGUGUGAGAACACGCUGGGUUCUUUUCACUGCGCAUGCCCAUACCCGGGCUUCCUGCUCAACAACGACAGUAUCUCCUGCGACGACGUGGAUGAGUGCCUGAUGAAUGACAACUACAACUGUAGUCACUUGUGUCACAACACAGAAGGUGGAGCAGAAUGUAGUUGUUACCCGGGCUACAUCCUCUUAUCUGACAACCACACCUGUGAAGAUACGAACGAGUGUGCUAACUCGUCCGUGUCUAUGUGUGAGGACCUGUGUAUAAACACCAAUGGUUCAUUCUACUGUGACUGUGAGGGGUCAGCACUGAAGCUCUCAUGGGACCGGAAGUCAUGCUCAGAUAUAAACGAGUGUAUGGAGGGAGUGAACCACUGUGAGGAUUUGUGUGUGAACACACACGGGUCCUACUACUGUGACUGUAACACCACGGGCUUCGUACUGGCAGCGGAUCAGCGGACCUGUGAAGAUCUGGACGAAUGUCUAUCCAAUACCACCCACAAGUGUGACCACAUAUGCAUCAACCGGCCGCAGGGCUACGACUGCUUCUGUUACCAGGGUCACGUCAAGGAAGGCCUGUAUGGAUGUCGGGGAUGUGAAAUCGGUCAGUACCACAACAACGAGACUGACCAGUGUGUUGAUUGUCCGAAAAUGUCCACCACAAACGGAACUGGCAAAACUAACGUCACGGACUGUAUCUGUAUACCAGGCUAUACUGAGGAUACAACUGGAGAGGAGUAUUGUAGGGAUAUCGACGAAUGUGAGGAGGGUGAGGAGGAGAACUUUGGCUGUGAUCAGAUCUGCGUGAAUGUUUUAGGGUCAGCCUACUGCGCGUGCCAAAAAGGUUUCACUCUGCACAAAAACAAGAAGAAUUGUACAGACAUAGACGAGUGCCUGUACAGUAACCACUACUGUGCUGAGAUAUGUAUCAACCUGGAGGGAUCCUAUAGAUGUGCCUGUAGGAAAGGAUUCAAGCUACACUGGGACAACAAAUACUGUACAGAUAUCAACGAGUGUUACAUUGGAGACCACGAGUGUGAAGAUCAAUGUGAGAACACAUGGGGAGCCUACAUCUGCGGGUGCUCAAAGCCGGGUACACGACUAACAACCGACGGACAUACAUGUAUAGCACUAACACCCACAUGUCCAGAUGAAAUCCGUGUCGAGGUCCCGGAUGGUGUCCCCUUGGUUCAGGUGGCUCUCCCUUCGCUUGUGUAUAGCGGACAGUGGCGCAUUGAACCUGCAUGGGUGGCGGAAAAUCAGGGCGUUCUCUUCCCAGUAGGCAACAGUAGCAUCCAGGUCAACAGCUACAACACAGAGGCGGGAGAUGUUGGGUGUAGCUUCUAUGUUGUCGUGACAGUAACGUGUGCAAGGGGGACCUUCAGGCCAUCGGAUGACGUGUACGCUGGGUGCAUGCGCUGUCCCACGGGGAGCUACCAGGACGAUCAGAAUCAGAGAGGCUGUAAGGCGUGCCAACUUGGCACCUACCAGAACGAAGAGGGACAACUUGAUUGUAAAUACUGUAGGACCGGCACGUACCAGGACCGUAUCAAUCAAACCCUGUGUAUCCCAUGUCCCCCGGGCACGUACAUGGACGAGAGCGGGGGGGUGGCAUGUAAGCCGUGUCGGGCCGGGAUGUACAAUACACUGACCUCACAGACAUCUUGCAAAUACUGUCCAGUGGGAACGUAUCAAGACGAGAAAGGACAGACGGAGUGUCUGGAGUGCGAUAUUGGCCACUACCAGAUGCAAAUGGGAAAACACAUCUGCAAACUCUGCCCGGAGGACCUGAUCCCGUAUAGGGCCAAUGUCGCCAUGGUGAAGCAGUGUCAAAGAUCAACUGACAACGUCGUUACAGAGUUGGAGCCGAGACGGUGACGUCACUUAUAAUUUUAAACGUUACAAUAUGAGGACUCUAUUGGUGCUGUCACGUUAGUAAUAUGACCGUACUAAGAUAAUGUUUUCGUCCAGUAUGUAUGUCUUAUUACCUGUCGUGUCAUGGAAAGUGUCAUCCUAUAUAUGUUUAGUAAAAAUCAUUGACUAUGAUAGGAAACAUUCUACUUCAGUAUCAUUUGAGAAAUAACCACAUCCACUAAAAAAUGAGGAUAAAGGAAAACAACGUCACUUCCGGUAUUGUUCCAGUAGCAGGUUUUAAUGAAAUAUCAAAAUGUGUGUCAAUAUACAUUGAAUUUUAUCAGUUCAUCCUGGAAAAAAAUAAAGGAUUUGUUACAUAAAGA